Molecule: messenger RNA, 997 nt
Organism: Fragaria vesca subsp. vesca
Lineage: Eukaryota; Viridiplantae; Streptophyta; Magnoliopsida; Rosales; Rosaceae
Exons: 3
Coding region: 576-809 (77 amino acids)
Source: RefSeq, a predicted model, not a curated record
GGGUGAGGUCCGUGAGGAUCUCCUACCCAUUUCAAUUCAUUACCUUUGUUUCCAAACCACCACCAAACAACCGACUCUUUAAGGGAAAAAAAAAAAAAACACAUUGUGCACAUGACUUGUGCAGGCCACAAAGACGAAGGAUCAUGGUGGUUUCUUUCCGUCGAGCCAUUUAUUGCAGCAUCACUGUCUGUGGUGGGGGUGGUGGUGGCGGUGUGGCUCCACCACCGUUGUGCUAGGUUUUAUCUGGUACAAGUAAAAAUGCAACUACCACAAAUUGUUGUGAGCUCCAGCUGUACAAGUAUAAAUAAUGAGAUUAGCACUAUGUGUGGUAUACAUUUGUUAGUCUAGCCGAUCUAGAUGAAAGCAUACCAUCUUCUCUAGUGUGAACAAGUUAGAUAUGACAUCUGCAUUUCUUUCGUGGCUCCAAUAUUUCGUACCUAACUGAUGAGGAUUGUGUUAUAUAUGUCCUCCUUAUCGUCUCAGCUUCUUGGUCAUUCUUAAAUUUCUAGGUAGUUCUGUAUCUGAUCCGUCUCUAGCUAGCUUGAAAUCUUCAAAGAACAAGAAAAGGAGAAGCAAUGGGUGGAGGCAACGGUCAGAAGUCGAAGACGGCUCGACUGAGGAACUUGGAGAAGCAAAAACCUGCUAAAGGAAGCCAGCUUGACUCGAACAAGAAAGCGAUGACAAUCCAGUGCAAGGUAUGCAUGCAGGCGUUUAUCUGCACCACAACUGAGGUCAAGUGCAGGGAACAUGCAGAGGCAAAGCAUCCCAAAUCUGAUGUUUAUGCAUGCUUUCCUCACCUUCAAAAAUGAAUACUUUUAUCCCGAGAUGACGUGUGUUCAAAAUCACCUCUUGUAUUUGAAGAUUAAUCGAUUUUCGUCAUGUUUGUUACAUUGGAGAUUCUACUUCAAAUUUGGUAUUAACAAACAGAAUAAACAGCAUCCCUAAUGUAACAUAUGUAGACCAGUAAAUAGAUGUUUGAAACAAUCAAAUGCUAGCU